AUGAGUAUGGAAAGAACUAUUUACAGCGUAAAAAUUGAUAAAGAGCGCGUCCCUCUUUUUGACGAAGAUUUUUACCAAGGAUUUCGCAGCGAAAUGACCGUUCAAUUCACCAUGGCUGCUCUGGACCCCGCAGUAAAGUCCAAUGAGCCUGUUACUGUCAAGGUGAUUACUCGUCUUCAGCAUUCUGAUGAUGAGGAAGAUGAAGGUGAAGAAAAGGAGGAUGAAGAAGAACAAUUUGUUCUUUGCACCCUCAAGAAGGGAGUCAUUUAUCAACAACCAAUUGAUCUGGUAUUUUCUCCUGGUGAAGAGGUGUAUUUUGAAAAGACCGGUGGUGCUACCGUCUAUUUAAGCGGUUCUUGCACAGUUACCAAUGUCCCUGAAGACGCUGACAGCGACAUGGACGAUUAUGAAGAUGAAGAUGACGAUGAUUUUAUCUUUAAUGACGACCGUUUGAGUGAAGACGAAGAUUUUGAUUCAGGUGCUUCUGAGGAUGAAAAUGAAGACGAAGAAGGUGGUGCUCGCAUUGAAGAAAUAAAUAGCGAUGAUGAGCAACCUGAAGAGAAGCAAGAAUCAUCUGAAAAGAAAGACAGUCAAGCUGGAAAAAAGCAAGAAAAAGCCGACUCUAAAAAGCGUCCUUCAGAAGAAUCCCGCGAAACAGAAGAAAAGGAGAAAAAGCUAAAGUCAGAGAAGCCUGCAAAGACUUACGCCAAGAAAACUUUAGAAGGAAACGUAAUCGUUCAGGACAAGGUGAUUGGCAAUGGACCUGCCGCCAAGAAAGGAAAGCGUGUCACCGUGCGCUACAUAGGUCGUUUAAAAAAUGGCAAGGUAUUCGAUAAAAACAUUAGUGGUAAACCUUUUUCUUUCAAUUUGGGUUUGGAAGAAGUGAUCAGAGGUUGGGACCUUGGUGUUGCCGGUAUGCAAGUUGGUGGUGAACGUACUUUGAAUAUUCCUUCACUUAUGGCUUAUGGAGCUAAACGUCUCCCUGGAAUUCCUGCCAACUCAGAUUUGGCUUUCGAUGUGAAACUUUUGGCUGUCAAUUAA
Messenger RNA from Schizosaccharomyces osmophilus, 1041 nucleotides. RefSeq names its product CENP-A amino terminus domain (NTD) isomerase Ani2 (gene ani2). Gene Ontology annotation, cellular component: chromatin; nucleolus. The coding region runs from base 1 to 1041 and encodes 346 amino acids. Gene Ontology annotation, molecular function: peptidyl-prolyl cis-trans isomerase activity; macrolide binding. NCBI's taxonomy places the organism in Eukaryota, Fungi, Ascomycota, Schizosaccharomycetes, Schizosaccharomycetales, Schizosaccharomycetaceae. The record is from RefSeq and is a predicted model, not a curated record. The transcript has a single exon.